UUGGGUCAACUCGAGUCCCUCAAAGCUGGCAAAACAUAGCUGCUUAGUUAGCUAUCUUUACUAACUAGCCAGUUACAGGCUAACAGGGACAUGGCUUAGCGUGGUUCGAGCCAUUACAUCGAUAAUCAUAUAGCUAUAUUGUUAUUACAUACAUCUUAUUUACUUAGAAAAAAAAAUGUAUUCCUUGUAAACGUACUUGAUUAACGCAAACUCGUGCGUUGGAUUUAUCAGGCUAAUUCGAGCAUUUCUUGACAACACGGCUCAUCUCAACCGGUGAAGCAAAGAACAGGACCAACAUGGUAGUUCCGGACAGCGCCGGUGAGGUCCAACCGGCAGGCAAUGACUGUACCGGGGGUCUCAUGAAGGCGUCCCAGCCGAGCUACGAGGAGGAGCAGGAGCUAGCAGGGGUGGAGCUGGAAGAGGUACGUAAGCUCCAGGAGCUCAUUCGAAGACUCGAGGUCCAGAAUCAAACACUCCGCAACAGGGGAGGCAGUAAGAAUCUACAUCUCAGAGGAGCGACCACCACAAACAGUAACCUCACAACCAGUAGCAACAUCAAUGAGAGAAUCUCUUCCAGCGAAGAGGUGACCAACACCAACUCUCCUCUCAGGUUGGGGAGCAGUGGAAGUUGUGGAACGGAACUAGGCAGCAGCAGUGACUUGGAGCUGUCCCCUCCUCAGGACAGUAGUAGCAGUGAGGAUAUGUCCCCUCUACCUGCAGCUAACCGGAUAGAGGAUGCGGAUGGUGGACUGUGUGCAGGCUUUCUGACCCUGCCCUGCGGGAACGGACCAGGACCGGCGCAGACCCAGGGGCUAAGCCCAACCCCAGAGAGUCCCUCUCUGGACAGCUAUGAGUCUGAGACUCUGGCCGAGAGCGACUCAGGAGUUGACCAGUUGGCCCUGGAUGAGGUUGAUGUUCUGGACCUAUGGGAGGACCUUGCAGAGGUGGAUGACGAGGACAGCUGGUUGUAUGUCUCCCCUAAGAAGCAGGUAGUUGCUGAGCCCAGGCCUGAGUCUCCUCUGAAGUGGUGUCGGAAGGUUCUGGACCACCCCAGCCCAGAGACGGAGGUGGCCUGUCGCACCCUGCUCAACCGUCUCGACCAGAGUACACACCUACCUACGUCUCGCUGGAGGAACAUCUACAGCAGCUCUGGUCAGACGGGGGAGGCUGGCUCCUCUGGCUCUGGCCUCCUCUCUCCUGGGUACCACAACAAAUCCACUAACAAAAUCCUACUAACCAGUGGUGGCUCAGGCUACAUGAGUAUGUACUCUGCUCUGAGUUCCCAGUCGUCUAUAGACAGUGAGCUGAGUACCUCAGACGACUCCAUCACCAUGGGUUACAAGCUACAGGACCUCACUGACGUCCAGAUCAUGGCCCGCCUACAGGAAGAGAGUCUGAGACAGGACUAUGCCUCCAGCUCUGCCUCAGUGUCUCGUCGUAGUUCCUCUGCCUCCCUCCAGUCUCUACGUCGGGGUGGGACUUACAGCGACCAGGAGUUUGAUACCUACAGCCUGGAGGAUGAGGAGGAUGAGUGUUGCUCUCUGCCCCAGCGACGCCUCCGCUACUCCCCCUCUCCCCUGGGCUCGCCCCGCUGCCUCUCCCCCUCCCCAGGCUCCCAGGGCCAGGCAGAGUACAGCAGGCUGGGGGGCCCCCGGUUACGCGCUCCACGUCGAUCGCUACAGGGGCCCGGGCCCGAGCUGCUCAAGUUCGCCAAGACCGAGGAAGAGGUGAGGCACAGCAUGCCUAACCUGGCCCCCCGCACCAGCCUGCGAUCCCUGGAGGCAGUCAGGAACAGCCGCAGCAUGGAGGCUAACCUCCAGAGCUCUGGCAACCGCAUAUCUCACCUGCCCCACUCCCCCUCCUCAGGUAUGUCAUCCAGUCGGAUGCGAGGCAGUGGCCAGUCCCCUCUGUCCAUGCGGGUCCCUGUCAAAGCCAUGGGCUCCAUGCCAGGGGCCCGCCAGCCCUCCAGGGGCCUGCCUGUAGCCCAGAGUGGACCCAAUGGAGGGAUACGGAGGGUCCAGUCCCCAGGGCCUGCCAAUGGGGGAGCCUACCCAGCUGGAAGAGCCUCUACUGGGGGUGGGAGGCAAGCAGCAGCCCCAUCCUCCAGGGGAAGACUGGCCCAGACACCUAGAAGGUCUAUGGGGAUGACUAGAACGAAUGGCCCAAUCUCAAAUGAGUCGUGGAGAGACGGCUGCUACUGAGGCAACAAGGACACUUCCUCCACCUCUCUCCUUUACCUCACAUUUUAGUAUAAACACCAACAUUGCGUACUGACUCUGAACAUACCCCUGUGGGCAACACCAACUUACUUGCCUCUGAACAUACCACUGUAGAUGAACAGACCUUCCUUGGCAUGAAGAACCCUCUCACACCACGGAUAAACUGGAGAGACCGGAUAGAGAGUGACUGAGCGCACAUGGAUAAACUGGAGAGACCGGAUAGAGAGUGACUGAGCGCACAUGGAUAAACUGGAGAGACCGGAUAGAGAGUGACUGAGCGCACAUGGAUAAACUGGAGAGACCGGAUAGAGAGUGACUGAGCGCACAUGGAUAAACUGGAGAGACCGGAUAGAGAGUGACUGAGCGCACAUGGAUAAACUGGAGAGAGACCGGAUAGAGAGUGACUGAGCGCACAUGGAUAAACUGGAGAGACCGGAUAGAGAGUGACUGAGCGCACACGCACACACCGUUCUUUCGCUCUAGGGACCUAGACAAAGCUUCCACAGAAUAUGUUUUUAACAAGUCAAUUCCAGUCUAUAUUUUCUGAUAGUUGUUGAGAGAAGACUAAGGGUUGUUUUUUUUAUUUGUUUACGUUCUGUAGAUGUACAAAUGAUUGAAGACUUUGGGUGGACUGUUCUAUUGUGUGUGAAGUUAAACUCCUAACUGAUAUGAAGGUGAUCUCAUCUUGGGUGUUGCAUGAUGUUUGUUUAGUUUUCUUUCCUCUGAGGACAAAGAAAUUAGUUUGUUACAUAAUAGCCUUAUCAAUAGUAAGUCUGUUCUUCCAAGGAACAAACCCCAUGUUGAUGCGUGUGGGAAGGUUUUUUUUGGUUGUGAUUCCUCCUAUAAGUGUUGUCUAUUUGUGUUUUGCCGAGUCUGACACAACGCAACAUCUCUGGACCACACUGCCCUUCCAUCAAGACCCCCUUAAGAAAAAUAAAAUGAAUAUUAUUGUUGGGUUAAAUUCUUUGUGCCAAGGUGCAUUUCUGAUGCUGCAGCACUGUUUCUAAAAAUCCAAUAAAGUACUACUUGUAGUUGAGAUACUGUAUGCGUUGAUUUACCACAGUUGUUUUUACUGCAUAUCGGUAGGUUCAUCUGUUUUGGGUUUUGAAUACCACUGUACGACUAAAAUGAACUGUUUUAUGCACGAAGCAAAGGCCAUAUGCCUUUUCUAAGACAACCAGCUAUGCACCCUUAUGCGGAGUGCCUCUGAAAAUCAGGAACUGUAAUGAAAAUGAACAAUAAAACCUACCCAGAACUUGAA
Messenger RNA from Salmo salar (Atlantic salmon), 3480 nucleotides. Its product is annotated as SLAIN motif-containing protein-like. Gene Ontology annotation, biological process: cytoplasmic microtubule organization; microtubule nucleation; positive regulation of microtubule polymerization. Gene Ontology annotation, cellular component: microtubule plus-end. The record is from RefSeq and is a predicted model, not a curated record. NCBI's taxonomy places the organism in Eukaryota, Metazoa, Chordata, Actinopteri, Salmoniformes, Salmonidae.